ACUGUCGCCAUUUUGCCUUGAUUAUCCCGUUAAUGUGAAUGUGAGUGUGUAGAGUAAGCUGCCCAGAAAUAGAGGGGUUUUAGUAUUGACUUGUGGUGCCAUGGCUGCUGAUCGGAAUUGAAGAGAGGCACGAACUCCGAUAUGAGUAUCACCAACUAUGCAAAUACCGUGGUCGAUGGUGAAACAAUCUCAAUUCUUGACCGUUCAAUGCGACGUUGUUAGGCUAUGCUAUGGUUGUGUCAAGGUGGUGAAGUCGCACAGACCCUGGCCAGAGAGCAGGCGGGGUUGACGCGGCCAAACGCGCUUUCCCGCCCGAUGAUCCACGACGCGAGUUGCGCAGCCCUUCUAUUUCUACAGCAAUACAGUCGCUAGUAUCUUGUUUGAGAGAAAGUUGCGCUCGAGGACCAUCAUGUACGGCGAGAUCGGCAACAAAUUGGUACAGCACGCCAAACGCACUCAGUCGCUGGCACACCUGCCGCCGUACCAGACCGAGCUGGUGCGAGCCGUCACUCGCGAAGUACGCGACCUCGACAAGGACGUGGCCACGAUCCUCGAGCCAUUCGCCGGCUCCUUUAACCCCUCCACUGAGCCCGCAACCGCAUGCGCCCUCCUCGUAAACCACCUGUGCAUGAGGAGAGACAAGCGCUGCCUGCUCGCUUAUCACCGUACACGGACCGACAAACUCGAGGAAAUGUGCUGGAGUGGCAUUGAUGUGCUCGAACGGCAACAGCAGCUGUCGCAGAAAGGAGGGGCCGACGGAGCGGGCGCACAGAUGGGCACGGAUGGGGCAGGCAGCAGCUUGAGCCCCGAGGAAGAGGAGUACGUGAGGCAGUACAGUGACCUGUUAGCAAGCUACAAGGGACAGUGGACCGACAUCGAUCUCACUGGGAGCCUGGAGCCGCCCAAAGACUUAUUCAUAGAUGUCAGGGUGCUGAAGGACGCUGGGGAGAUACAAACUGAAUACGGGGCCAUCACUUUGACCAAGAACAGUCAAUUCUUCGUGAGGCAGGGAGACGUCGAGCGACUCAUCCAGCAGGGGUACCUCCAAAGGCUCAGUUGAUCGCGGCUGCGUCUACAGCGGCAUCAAAAACGCCAUGUCCCGAAACAGUCAGUCUAUGUCGACGUAUGCGCACGGA
This is a messenger RNA of Paraphaeosphaeria sporulosa, 1136 nucleotides long. Its product is annotated as PSF1 domain protein. The transcript is spliced from 3 exons. NCBI's taxonomy places the organism in Eukaryota, Fungi, Ascomycota, Dothideomycetes, Pleosporales, Didymosphaeriaceae. Gene Ontology annotation, cellular component: GINS complex. Gene Ontology annotation, biological process: DNA strand elongation involved in mitotic DNA replication; DNA replication. Bases 410 to 1060 code for a protein of 216 amino acids. The record is from RefSeq and is a predicted model, not a curated record.